AUGGGCUGCCCGCUGAGCCCUCGCGAUGUCGAGUCCCACCGGAAGAAUAAGCCCUCUGCAUGGCGCGACUGGGCCACGGUAGUGAUGUGGAGUGUAGUGGGUUAUUUGUGUAUUAUUUCGAUGGUGGUCACCUACUUCAGCCCGUCUAUUUUGCCUCUCGACCUUUUUGCAUUGCUGUUUCACAAGGAAGUGUCCCCGUUCUUUGCUUUUUCGCAUGGAUCGGGCCAUUUCCCUAAGCCAUCGGGCUUCAAGAUCGUUGCGCUGGUCCCCUUUAACCACCAUGAACGCACAGCUAUCCUGGACUGCUACUUGCAGAAAAACUUGGUUCACAAUCAUGGGUUCCUCGACGAAGUAGUCUUUGUUCCCCAAACCGAGGACACGGCCAGCUUGGACUGGCUCAUGUCUCUCGUCGACCAGACGCCGGAAUAUAUCAUGUCUGGGUCAGGCACCGAGAGAGACUGGAAUGUUGCCGAGGACAACGUGAUGUAUAUCCGAAUCGACGGAGAUGUCGUGUUUCUGGAGGACCAUACCAUCCCCACUAUCGUCAAGACGAAACUCAAUAACCCUUCAUCGCUGAUGGUGUCAGCCAAUGUUGUGAAUGAGGCUGCUCUCGCGUCCCUCCACAGCCAUCCUGGGGUCGCCCUUCCUUAUCUCCCAGAGUUGCACCGCACAGAGCCACCGUCCCAGGCUAACUCGCAGUUGAGCCAAGAUUGGCGGGCAUCGAGCCUGCCACUCUGGCAAGGGUCUCCGAGUUUCCGAGUUGGAAAGGAAUUCACGCCGCCUUUCGAGGGCCACCGGUGGCUGCUCCCGACCGCCGCAGGUUCGGACCUAGGCCCCAUCGCGGAGUCGGUGUAUACCGACACUGGUCCGUCCCUAUCGGAUUGGACUGUUGCUGCGCAGCAACACUACUCAUUUCUAUACCACCUGGAAGCCGGCGACCUGGGACACUACAAGUUCCCUCUCUGGAUAGACCCUACGGAGCCCACGAGCGAGCACUUUGGAUGUUUCUGGGGAAAUGACGCGCAAGCCCUCGGCAACAUUUUCCAGCACGGCGACUCGAGUCCAGAUGAAUUACUGCAGUCGUGGACAACGCCAGACGACACGCACCCACAUGUUGUCAUCGACGGCAAGGGCCUCGUGUCGCAUUAUUCCGCCCGCCAGGGGGCUUCUGGUCUGGACUCGACCGAUCUGCUGAAUCGGUACCGAGCGUAUGCGCAGGAGAAGGUGUGCCUGCAAAAACCGUGA
This is a messenger RNA of Penicillium alfredii, 1245 nucleotides long. RefSeq lists its product as uncharacterized. Lineage: Eukaryota; Fungi; Ascomycota; Eurotiomycetes; Eurotiales; Aspergillaceae. The transcript is spliced from 2 exons. The record is from RefSeq and is a predicted model, not a curated record. The coding region runs from base 1 to 1245 and encodes 414 amino acids.